Closterium sp. Naga37s-1 is the source of this 1743-nucleotide messenger RNA. The record is from the annotation of a GenBank genome assembly. Lineage: Eukaryota; Viridiplantae; Streptophyta; Zygnematophyceae; Desmidiales; Closteriaceae.
AUGGCUUCCCUCAUUGCCAAGUCCCCCGUCGCAGCGCAGACGGCGACGCUGAAGUCGUCGUUCCUGGGCUCCAAGCCACAGGCGAAGGCCGCGAGCGCUGCGCUGCCAGUGAAGAAGUCGGACGCGCGCGUGGUGUGCAUGGCUGGUGACCGUUGGGGUGGGCUGGGCCGUGAUGGGUCUGACGACCAGCAGGACAUCACCCGCGGCUACGGCAUGGUCGACGCCGCGUUCCAGGGUGCUCAAGGCAUUGGGACGCACAAGGCUGUCCUGUCGUCCUACGACUACGUCAGCCAAGGCCAAAGGAGCCUGCAGUGGGACAACACCAAGGACGGCUACUACAUCGCUCCCGCGUUCAUGGACAAGGUCGUCGUGCAUCUCGCCAAGAACUUCAUGAAGCUGCCCAACAUCAAGGUGCCGCUCAUCCUGGGAGUGUGGGGAGGCAAGGGUCAGGGCAAGACGUUCCAGAUGGAGCUCAUCUUCGCUAAGCUCGGCAUCAACCCGAUCAUGAUGUCCGCGGGAGAACUCGAGUCCGGCAACGCCGGCGAGCCGGCGGCGCUGAUCCGGCAGCGGUACCGCGAGGCGUCGGACGUGAUCAAGAAGGGCAAGAUGUGCUGCCUCUUCAUCAACGAUCUCGACGCGGGCGCGGGCCGCAUGGGCGGCACGACGCAGUACACGGUGAACAACCAGAUGGUCAACGCCACGCUCAUGAACAUCGCCGAUAACCCCACCAACGUGCAGCUCCCCGGCAUGUACAACAAGGACGAGAUCCCCCGAGUGCCCAUCAUUGUGACGGGCAACGACUUUUCGACGCUGUACGCGCCGCUGAUCCGUGACGGGCGCAUGGAGAAGUUUUACUGGGCGCCCACACGCGAUGACCGCGUGGGCGUGGCGCAGGGCAUCUUCCGCCUGGACGGCGUGCCUGAGCACGACGUCACCACUCUGGUCGACACCUUCCCCGGCCAGUCCAUCGAUUUCUUUGGUGCUCUCCGUGCGCGUGUGUACGAUGAUGAGGUGCGCCGGUGGGUGGCCAAGGUCGGCGUGGACAAUGUGUCAAAGCACCUGGUAAACUCGCGGUCGGGCCCGCCCAAAUUCGACCAGCCGGCAAUGAACCUGGAGACGCUGCUGGCGUACGGCAACAUGCUGGUGAAGGAGCAGGAGAACGUCAAGCGCGUGCAGCUUGCUGAUACCUACCUCGCGUCGGCCGCCCUCGGAGAUGCGAACAAGGACCAGAUGGAGCAGGGAACCUUCUUUGAAGGCGGCUAUGCCCAACAAGUGGGAGUGCCAGUGCCAGCAGGUUGCUCUGAUCCCAACGCUGUCAACUAUGACCCCACUGUUCGCAGCGACGACGGAAGCUUGAACUCCAAGUACGAUUUCACAGCACUCAGCGACGCAACCCUCCUCCUCCCCAGCGACACAGAGGCGGAGGCCCUCGCUAAGAAGGUCCCCGUUAAUAAAGCCAACAUCCCCAGAAUCUACAACAUUACGGCGUACCACAUUAUUCGCAAGAAGUACACCGUUCCCGCGCUCAAGGUGCUCAAGAAGUCGCAGCCGAUCGGCACGCAGUUGAAGCAGGCGAUGUACAAGGUUUCGCAGCAGAAUGGUAACACGGUUUCUUUCGCCAAGACGCCCAACGCGCCCCCUGCCGCCUGGACCACGAUCCAGAUCGUUCGGCUGUACGCUGGACCGUACUUCAUCGCGCACGGCGUGGAUAAAGUCCUGAUUCCCACGAACACCAGGGUGUAA